Molecule: messenger RNA, 10813 nt
Organism: Strongylocentrotus purpuratus (purple sea urchin)
Lineage: Eukaryota; Metazoa; Echinodermata; Echinoidea; Camarodonta; Strongylocentrotidae
Product: acetyl-CoA carboxylase
Exons: 54
Coding region: 197-7597 (2466 amino acids)
Biological process (GO): fatty acid biosynthetic process
Molecular function (GO): ATP binding; acetyl-CoA carboxylase activity; metal ion binding
Source: RefSeq, a predicted model, not a curated record
GGGUUUCUAAAUAGAUGAAGACUGAAAGCUAGAACAUUAUUCACUGCAGAACUUUGCCGAUAGUGGACAUACUGUCAUUCAAGAGUAGUGGAAUUUUCUACCUGUGCGCUUUAGUUGUGCUUUGAACUCAGUGUAAACAGUGUGUGCUUGUAAAGUGCAGUAGCAGCCCUUCAAAUCCUCCUGGCAUACACUGUACAUGUACAAGUAUUUAAUGUCAACGAUACUUGGUGACCGAACAGCAGAGAACGAUCCACCAGAGAUGUCUGCUUCGGCCGGGAAGGAAAGCGGCAAGGCUCCGCCCAGCCAGGGUGUGGCCCCGCCCAGCCAGGGCGUGGCAGCUGCUACAUCCAAUGGGAGUGCACCCCUUAGCAGGAAGUCGAUGGAUACGUCCCAGAAGAGGGUGCUCUUUCAGAUCUCUGAGGACUCAACGAUGGACGAUUCGCCCCCUCAGACGCCCAACAACAACGGGGAGCUUUCGGACAGCGUCUUCACGGCGACAGAGACGGGAGCAAGCAACGGCAGUGAUGUGGGAAACCUCAAACAGAAGAAACCUGGGAGUCCAGGGAAAGAUGCAGCCAAGUCCAGGUUUAGUGCCCUUGGCGCCCCUCACCUAUGCCACCUCAUCUCCUCUGUAAUGUCAAUGUCACCGGAGAACUUUCGACACAGUAUGUCCGGUAUGAACUUGGUGGAGAUGGAUAGCGGCCGACGCCCGGUCAACAAUCGGGAAUGGCGUCAGGGCCGCAGGGACAGCAAGGAUUUUUCGGUGGCUACGUCUCCGGAGUUUGUCAAGAAAUAUGGGGGCGACUUUGUCAUCACGAAGGUUCUUAUUGCUAAUAACGGAAUCGCUGCCGUCAAGUGCAUGAGGUCCAUCAGACGAUGGGCAUUUGAAGUCUUCAGGAACGACAAGGCCAUUAAGUUUGUUGUCAUGGUAACGCCAGAGGAUCUUAAUGCGAAUGCAGAGUAUAUCAAGACGGCUGACCACUAUGUACCGGUACCGGGCGGGUCCAAUAACAACAACUACGCCAAUGUGGAGCUCAUCGUUGACAUAGCAACCCGUAUGCAGGUGGAGGCGGUGUGGGCGGGGUGGGGCCAUGCCUCAGAGAAUCCUAAACUGCCUGAGAUGCUGCACAAAAGCGGCAUAGCUUUUAUAGGACCGCCUGAGAAUGCUAUGUGGUCGCUGGGGGACAAGAUAGCAUCCUCCAUCGUAGCCCAGAGCGCUGGGGUACCUACCUUGCCUUGGAGUGGGGAUGGUUUGACCAUCGAGUGGUCUGAGGAAGACGCCAGGAGCGGUAAGAUCUUGACCAUUCCCAAGGAGCUCUACCGCAAGGGAUGUGUGGAGGAUGCAGAGGAAGCCUUGCAGGCUGCAGAAAGGAUUGGAUUCCCCGUUAUGAUCAAAGCUUCUGAGGGAGGCGGCGGGAAAGGUAUCAGGAAGGCAGAGGCCCAAGAUGACUUUGCUAGCCUCUUCAGGCAGGUGCAGAAUGAAGUGCCAGGCUCCCCCAUCUUCGUAAUGAAACUGGCCAAGAGUGCUCGCCAUUUAGAAGUGCAGCUGAUGGCAGACAAGUAUGGAAACGCCAUCUCCCUCUUUGGUCGAGAUUGCUCCAUCCAGCGUCGUCAUCAGAAAAUCAUUGAGGAGGCACCGACAACCAUCGCUAAGGAUGACGUCUUCAAACAGAUGGAGAAGGCUGCUGUAACCCUGGCCAAGAUGGUAGGCUACGUGAGUGCAGGAACAGUGGAGUACCUCUACAACGAUGAAGAUGGAACCUUCUCUUUCCUUGAGCUAAACCCCCGUCUCCAGGUGGAACAUCCCUGCUCAGAGAUGGUUGCUGGGGUCAAUCUACCAGCCUUGCAGCUUCAGGUUGCAAUGGGGAUUCCCCUCAAUCGGAUCAAAGACAUCCGGGUCUUGUACAGUGAAAGCCCCUGGGAAAACACGCCCAUCAACUUUGACAAUCCUCCUGUACCACCCUCACCCAAGGGCCAUGUGAUUGCUUGCAGAAUCACCAGUGAAAAUCCAGAUGAGGGUUUCAAGCCCAGUGCAGGCACGGUGUCUGAGCUCAACUUCCGCAGCAGCAAGAAUGUCUGGGGUUACUUCAGCGUGGCGGCUGCGGGAGGGCUUCAUGAGUUUGCUGAUUCUCAGUUUGGACAUUGCUUCUCCUGGGGAGAGGAUCGAGAAGUUGCCAGAGAGAACAUGGUAGUGGCUUUGAAAGAGCUUUCGAUCCGAGGAGACUUCCGGACGACGGUAGAAUACCUAAUCAUGCUGUUAGAGACAGAUUCUUUCCAGAUGAAUGAGUUCGAUACUGCCUGGCUCGACAAGCUCAUAGCAGAGAAAGUACAGGCAGAGAAGCCAGACGCAAUGCUCGGUGUCAUCAUAGGGUCUAUUCACAUUGCUGAUGCUUCCAUCAAUGAAAGCUUCUCCAACUACCUCGCCAACCUUGAAAGGGGCCAGGUCCUACCUGCCAGCACCCUAAGCAACAGCCGGGAGGUGGACCUCAUCCAUGAAGGCAACAAGUACGUCACUGAGGUCACACGACAUGGACCCAACAGCUACCACCUGUGUCUUAACAAGUCUACCGUAGAGGCAGAGAUCCAUAGGAUGCCUGAUGGAGGUCUCCUAGUCUCCUAUGAUGGCAGCAGCUACACCUCGUACUUAAAGGAACAGGUUGAUAGUUACCGCAUCACCAUCGGCAUUCAGACCUGUAUCUUUGACAAGGAGAAUGACCCGACAGUCCUGCGUUCGCCAUCGGCAGGCAAGCUCAUCAACUUUGUGAUAGAGGAUGGAGAUCACGUGUACGCGGGUCAGCCGUACGCAGAGAUUGAGGUGAUGAAGAUGGUGAUGAGUCUGAGGGUCAAUGAAACAGGAUGCAUCCACUACGUGAAGCGUCCUGGAGCUGUCUUAGAUCAAGGAAGCAUUGUGGCCAAACUAGUACUGGACGACCCAAGCAUAGUUCAGAAGGCCCAGCUGUACACAGGGAAGUUUCCUGAAGCCACAAACCAGCAGACUGUGGGUCUGAAGCUCAACCAGAUGUUCAGGAAGACGAAAGAAUGCGCAGAGAACAUCAUGAAUGGGUACUGCCUUCAGGAGCCCCACUUUACCAAGAAGUGUAACACGAUCACUGAUCAGUUGAUGUCAUCGCUGCGAGACCCUGUGCUACCUCUUCUUGAGAUGCAGGAGAUGAUAGCCAGCAUCUCAGGGCGUGUCCCUAACACGGUGGAAGCAGACAUCAGGAGACUCCUCAAUAACUACAGCAGUAACAUCACAUCGGUCCUCUGCCAGUUCCCAAGUCAACAGAUUGCCAAUGUGUUGGAUCGCUAUGCAGCUACCAUGCUUCAUAAGAAAGCAGAAAGGGAUACCUUCUUCAUGCAUACUCAGGGAAUCGUGCAACUUGUACAACGCUAUCGGAACGGAAUCCGGGGCCACAUGAAGGCUAUCAUCCAGGAGAUGCUGCGGCACUACCUUGACGUGGAGAAACGCUUCCAGCACGGCCCCUAUGAUAAGUGCAUCUUUGCCCUCAGGGACGAGUUCAAGGGGGACAUGGCAACGGUCUUCAAUAUCAUCUACUCGCAUUUUCAAGUCCAGAAUAAGAACAAGCUCGUCGUUGGACUCAUUGAUCGUUUGAGCAGCCGUGAGUCGGGUCUCACCGACGAACUCACCCAGAUCUUGAGCGAGCUCACCACACUCAACAAGACAGAGAACUCCAAGGUGGCUCUACGAUCACGCCAGGCCCUGAUCGCCGCCCACCAGCCAUCCUACGAGCUCCGUCACAACCAGGUUGAAUCCAUCUUCCUCUCAGCCAUUGACAUGUAUGGACACCAGUACUGCCCUGACAGCCUCAAGAAACUGAUCAUGUCUGAGACGACAAUCUUUGACGUACUACCAGACUUCUUCUUCCACAUGAACUCAGUUGUCCGACAGGCUGCACUAGAGGUCUACGUGAGACGUGCAUACAUUGCCUAUGACCUGAACUGUCUCCAGCAUGCAAUGCUCUCCAAUGGUCUCUGCUUUGUGGAAUUCCAGUUCAUGCUCCCAUCUUCUCACCCUAACAGGUUCCUAAUCACAGACAGGGGCCACAAUGUCCCCGGCACUAAGAGUGUCAAAAAGAAAAAGUCUAGCUCUGGUUCCAGAGGAAAAAACAACCGUGUGAUCAUCAAGUCUCCCAGGUCAGAUGGCCUGCCGAGGGUGGCUAGCAUAGGGGAGGAGCUGAUGGGGGGAUACUUGCCCCCCUGCCAGCGCACCGGUGUCAUGUGUGCCUUCUCCAGUAUAGGGGACUUUGAGAAGUCCUUCGAUGAGGUCAUCGACCGCUUUGCCGACAUGCAUCUCAACUUCUCACAUGGUGUCGAUGCAGACAACAAUCCCGAGCACAACUGUGAGAUCGAUGAACCCAUCCACAUUGUCAACAUUGCAAUCCAGUACAAGGAGCUUAAGAGUGACAAGGAUCUCGCUGAGAUGUUCCUGGGUUUCUGUCGAGAAAGGAAGCAGCAACUAUUUGAGAGGGACAUCAGACGAGUCACAUUCGUCGUCUUCCAGAGAAGGGAAUUCCCCAAGUACUUCACCUACCGUGCCAGGCUCGAUUUCCAUGAAGACCACAUCUACCGGCAUCUAGAGCCUGCCCUGGCCUUCCAGCUCGAGAUCAACCGAAUGAGCAACUUUGAUCUACAUCUCAUGGACAGAGCUAACUACCGCAUGCAUCUCUACCUGGGCUCAGCUAAGUUCAUCCAAACUCCUCCUGCCGUGAGAGACUACCAUGCUGGCAGCGCUGAUCACAUACCCCGGCCCCCUGACCUGCAUGUGGAGAAAGGUCAAGAGGUCACUGACUAUCGGUUCUUCCUGAGAGCGAUCAUCCGUCACUCAGACCUAGUAACCAAGGAAGCCUCGUUUGAGUAUCUUCAGAAUGAGGCCGAGAGGAUGCUCUUGGAAGCUCUGGAUGAACUGGAGCUGGCCUUCACCCAUCCUGAUUCCAAGAGGACAGACUGCAACCACAUCUUCCUGAACUUUGUACCCACGGUGUACAUGGACCCUGUGAAGGCUACAGAUGGCCUGCGUAACAUGAUCAGCCGCUACGGCACCAGGCUCUGGAAACUACGCAUCCUACAGGCAGAACUCAAGCUUAAUGUCAAGCUGAAUGCACACAGUCCUCUGCUACAGAUCAGAAUCUUUGUGACUAACGAGUCCGGGUACCGCCUGGACAUCAGUACUUACCGUGAGGAGACCGAUCCCUCUACAGGUCUGGUGAAGUUUGUGUCGUACGGCACGCAGAAAGGAGUUCUUCAUGGUCGACUGAUCAACGCUCCUUACAUGACCAAGGAUCAUCUACAGCUCAAGAGAUACCAGGCACAGAGUCUGGGCACAACCUACGUCUAUGACUUCCCAGAGAUGUUCAGACAGAACCUAGCCAUUCUGUGGGAGCAGCACAAGAAGCAACAUCCCGACGUUGAGAUUCCAGAAGAAAUAAUGAUAGGUCAUGAGCUUGUGCAUGAUAGGAACAAUGAGCUGCAGCACAUGAACAGAGUACCAGGAGAAAACACUAUUGGUAUGGUUGCCUGGCAGUUCACUUUCCUCACCCCAGAGUACCCCAAGGGUCGGGAUGUUGUCAUCAUCGCAAACGACAUCACCUGCAAGAUAGGAUCCUUCGGUGUGGAGGAAGACAACCUCUUCCAGAAAGCUUCAGACCAUGCAGUAGACAAGGGGAUUCCCCGUAUCUACAUCUCUGCCAACAGCGGAGCAAGGAUUGGAUUGGCUGAUGAGGUCAAAUACCUGUUCAAGGUCGCAUGGGAAGAUCCAAAGGAACCAGAGAAGGGAUUCAAGUACCUCUACCUCACACCAAGCGACUUCAAGAAGCUGACUGCUCUGAACUCAAUCCGAGCAGAACACAUAGAAGAAGAUGGGGAAUCUCGCUACAAGAUCUCAUAUAUCAUAGGCAAGGACGAAGGAUUAGGUGUUGAAAACCUGAGAGGAAGCGGGAUGAUCGCAGGAGGGACAUCAAGAGCCUAUGAACAGAUCAUCACACUCAACAUGGUCACGUGCAGAGCCAUAGGUAUUGGAUCCUACGUAGUGCGUCUUGGUCAAAGGAUCGUCCAGAAUGAGAACUCUCACAUCAUCUUGACCGGAGCGGCUGCACUGAACAAGGUGCUAGGUCAGGAGGUGUACACGUCCAACAGCCAGCUAGGAGGGAUCCAGAUCAUGCACAACAAUGGUGUGACGCAUGCAGUCUCAAGGGAUGACUUUGAAGGGGUCGGGACGCUCUUGAAGUGGCUCUCCUACAUGCCGAAGGCUAAGGACAGCCUCGUACCCAUCAUACCGAGCGCAGAUCCCAUUGACAGGGAGAUUGAUUUUGUCCCUUCAAAGACACCAUACGACCCUCGUCACAUGCUUGCUGGCCGGCCUAACCCAGAUAAGAGCAGUGAGUGGCAGUCAGGAUUCUUUGACAAGGGAAGCUUCAUGGAGAUCAUGGCACCUUGGGCCCAGACCGUGGUGGCAGGGAGAGCCAAAUUGGGAGGCAUUCCAGUUGGGGUCAUCGCCGUGGAGACCAGAUCAGUGAAUAUUGAGAUCCCUGCUGACCCAGGCAACCCUACAUCAGAAGCAAAGUCCAUUGCCCAAGCUGGAAUGGUGUGGUAUCCUGACUCAGCCUUCAAGACUGCACAGUCCAUCAAAGACUUCAACAGAGAAGGGUUACCUCUCAUUGUCUUUGCCAACUGGAGGGGUUUCUCAGGAGGAAUGAAAGACAUGUACGAGCAAGUGCUGAAGUAUGGAUCUUAUAUCGUUGAUGGUCUGUGUGAGUACAAGCAGCCCGUCAUGGUCUACAUCCCACCCUUCGCUGAGCUGAGAGGAGGUUCCUGGGUGGUGAUUGAUCCGUCCAUCAACCCUAAAUACAUGGAGAUGUAUGCAGACCAGGACAGCAGAGGAGGAGUCCUGGAGCCUCAGGGUACGGUGGAGAUCAAGUUCAGAAAGAAGGACCAAGUGAAGGUUAUGAGACGCAUCGAUCCGGUCUGCUCCUCUCUCAUGGAGAAACUGGCCAAUCCAACGCUCACUAAAGAUGAAAAGACUGCACUUACCAAACAGCUGACAGAGCGAGAGGAGGCCUUGCUGCCCAUCUAUCACACCGUUGCCGUGACCUUUGCUGACCUCCACGAUAGGGCAGGUCGCAUGCAAGAGAAAGGAGUCAUCUCGGAAAUUCUGAAAUGGAAGCAGUCUCGGACGUUCUUCUACUGGAGGUUGCGCCGUCUCAUCCUGGAGCAUGCCAUAGUGAAGAGGAUCUCUACCUGUAACCCCAAGCUUUCUCAUGGUGAGAUCCAGUCCAUGCUCAGGAGAUGGUUCGUCGAGGACCAGGGUACCGUCAAUUCCUAUCUAUGGGAAGAUAACAAGGCAGUGACGAACUGGUUAGCAGAACAUGAGAAGAAGGAGAAAGAGACGAAGACCUCCUUCCUGAUGGAGAACAUCAAAUCAGUGAAGAGAGAUAGCAUCAUGCAGCAAAUCAGAGAGCUGGUCAAGGAGAACCCUGAUGUUGCCUUAGAUUCUAUCAUCCACAUCUCCCAGCAGAUGACAUCCAGUCAGCGUACAGAGGCAUCUAGAAUCCUGUCCUCCAUCGAGCACAAAUCCAACUGAGGCAAUGUGGUCCCACUACCCCCGGAGGAUGACUGGACUGUGUAACCAUGGCAAUGAGAAUCUUACCUUCCGUAGAACAUUAUUCCAAAUGAGAUGAUGUCCCUGCAUGUUAACUGUACUGUGUAACCAUGGUAACAGAAAUAACACUGCAACAUCCAAAUUCUGCACUUCUCAGGAUCUUCGUCAUUUAGAGAUUUGUCUGACAACAGGUCCUAGAGCAUCCUGUCUUGAGAUGCCUAAGAUGGAACAUGGUGACUAAAGGUCAUCUUGUGAUGGUAGUAAUCCAGAGAACCAUCAUGAUCAUCCUAUUGAUGGAGCCAUGGAGCCUUCCAAUAUUGCCCACAUGAAUAUAUAGCAUGUGGGACUAAACAUGGUAAUGUUGUUCGAUGAUACCAGGUUUCCAAGGUUUGCGAACAUGAGUUUCACGUAGGCUGGGAAUUUCUAUAAGUCAGCAAUAAUAGUAUAAGUGACUUCCCCUCAUGUUAUGUGAUCUACAAAUACACAUGAGCAAGUUUUUACAAAAGUUUACAGACUGUAAGUACGCGUACCUUACUCCGUAUUACAAUUACAUAUUCAGGAUGUGUUUUGUUCUGUAAUAUAUAAUGCAUUUUCUUUAAGGUGGAUUUAGAUGUUGCUGUUCUUUGCACACCAUUUUAGGGCAUCAGGAAAAUGUUGGUGCAAAUUAAGUUCAAGUCGAACAGAUUUUCAUAGCGAGGCUUGCAUGUACGUGUCAUCAUGUGCAAUUGAUAGUGAUGGGGCUAGGUUGGAUAACUGUACAUGAACAUGACCUUUAAAGAGAAGGUUGCGUUCUAGAAAAGGUGAAUUAUUUGUGAGCUUUUUCAUUCUUUUUGUGUUUAAUAGUGUGGAAAGUUUUCAUAGAAAAUGUUUCCGCUGAAAAUAAUCAUGGCUCUCCUAAUGCUCUCAUAUUCAAAUUUUCGAAAUAUGGCAAGGAACGGCUAAAGGAUGUUGACUACCCUUUCUUGUGAUAGGUUUGUUAAUGAUUUAGAGGUAAAUUCAUAUAUUUUGGGGAUAUGACCAAACAUUUCGAGAUGUUGUUGGCCAAAUGUUGCCAUAAACAUGUAUGUACUGUACCAGACCCACGUUGAAUAACUAUCAUAGUGAGAAACCCAUAUUUCUUCUCCACCCACCCCCCCCCCCCCCCCAAAAAAAAAAAAGUGAGUGGGGUUGGGAGAUGAGCUGGCUUUUUAAAUCUGUAAAGACCAUAGACUUAUCUAAAAAUAUAAACAAAACAAAAUGAGACAAAUAUAGUUACAUACAUGUAUACAUGUCUCCUCCCAUCUAAUGGGGGUAGUAUUUAUGUAGUAUUCAAGUUUUCAUUAUGCCCAUGAAUGUAUAUGCAUGUACAUUAUGAUUUUCCGUAAUAUUGACCUCUGAUCUUGACAUUUCAACAGGAAGAUUUAGGACAGUACUGUUUUUUGGACAUGAUCCUCAGGGAAUAUGAUUUUUUGUUAAACAUUUUGUAAUGGUCAUAAUUUAUUGGAAUCACUUAGUGAACAUCUGCAUAUUAAUGUGCAAGUAGAGUGUAGAUUGUACAUGUAAGCAAUGAGCAGCAUUAUGAUAUCACUUAAAAGUGGCAAUUUGUAAUCUAUUGUGUUGUUUUAAUACGAUUAAUUAGUGCAAGUAGGAUAAAAUUGGAUUAUCUACACCUACAUGUAUACCUACAUGUACACCUACAUGUACAUGCAACAAAAUAGUGCAUUGUAAAUGUACUAAUGGACAUGGGAUGUUCUUUUGUUAAGUUUGUGAAUCGAUGUUCCCUUUAAUUUAGUUCAGUUUAAUAGAAUGUUUUUUAUAGCUCCUAUUCUUACCUGUUUUCAAAUCCUUAUCAUAAUGCAGUGGGAUAUAUGCAAAUUGUAUGCAGGCCAGUAUUGAAACUAAUGUACAUAAAUAGACUAACUCUGUAUUUGGCCUUUCGCCUGGAUGAACCACUGGACUGCCAUAUUUAGUAUAUAACACACAUGUACUGAAUGUGGGCAAAUAGUUGGCUGUGACACUCCGCUGGUUGUUCCACUGGUCGACCAAAGCUUGUGUAGAGUUAAUGUAAAAAGUUGUGGAUUGAAAGAUUUUAUUGCUAUGAAUUUAUUGCUGUGAAUUUAUAAAAUGAUCAAAAAUGUAUAUUAUGUAUAUUGAGUAGUAUUGCAGAGAAUGAUUGUGACUGACUUUUAUACUUUUUUUAAAGAUAUAAUUUGAUUUAUGAACAAUUUUCAAUGAAGCAGCUUGGAAAAGGAUGUUUUACAGAUUUUGUUUCCAAAACAAGAGAUAUUGUACAUGUAGAUUCUAUUAUAUUUUCAUGACAUACAUUGUACACACACAUGUAUCAUUAUGUGGGUCAAACUCACCAUAUAAUGCAGUCUAUUAUGUGACACUGUACAGGUGCGUUACAUGUAUGUGUAUCUUGAUACAUCCUGCCUUGCUAUACUUUGCAAGGCAGAAAUGCAACUAAAUGUAGUUGGGAUUUUCUACUGUGCACUUACAUAAUAUGCAUUGAUAAACCAUUUAUGGAUUUGGUUGUAAUUCAUAUGAAAAUGUGCAAUUUUAUUAUAUUUCUAUUCAAUCUUACUACAUUAUCGGAGAGAGAGGGUGUAUUUUGUAUAUUUUUAGGGUGGUUGUAAUCUACUAUACUAUAAAAGGGUUUCUUUCGUCAGUCAUUUGUAAUAUUUAGUCAAGUACUAGCCGGGAAACUCGUAGAUAAACUAAGGACUUUUUAAAGGCUGGGUACUGUACUGACAUCACUACGACUGCCGUCAUGUAUUCAAUUGGCCAUCUUUCGGUGAACGCAUACAUAGAGCGAUUUUGGUUCCUGUACCCAAGCAUCGUCACGCAUGCAUCAUGAAGUUGGUGAUGCAUUGUGGGACCAGGCCGUCGAUACAUUGGGGCAUUGUAAUCAGCAGAGGGCAGUAUACAUAAACCUGAAGUGGUGUGAGUAGAAUGCCUUGCCUUUAUAUGGUACAAAUAUCUGUACCUCCACACUGUAUUAUUGACCAAAAUACAAAUAUAUAUAUGCAUGAAUAUUCAUAAAAUGGGUGGUUGAGGAAAUUAAAAAUGUAUUUUCAGUAUUCUUUGAUUGAGAUAUGAUAAUUGAAAUUGGGAAUAACUGAUUUGCAUAAUUUAGAUUUAAGCAAUGUUUUUCAUACAUGUAUGUUGUUGAUUGGAGAAUGAAUUUUUAUUUGAAUAAAAUUCAAAUUGAUGCAUAAA